AUGUCCUACCAAGAUGUCUUGGUAGCCGACGAGGGACUCGAAGGUGUUGUGCCUGACUUUAUCGAGCAGGAUAACAAGUUGGAAGCACUGCCAUUAGAGCGUUGGUCACAUGACUCUAUCUAUUCACGGCCCAAAUCUAUCUCAGAUACUUCUGUUUCUCCAUUGACAUCUGGGAGUCCAGUCGACUAUAACUACUAUAACUUGAUCGAUUCGACUGGGCUGUCAGAAAUCAACACACCAGAUCAUUUCAGCUACUACAGGGAUGAUAACGAUGGAGAAAGCUAUAGACUGAUAAGUCAUUCUGAUGGUUUCAAAUCUAGCGAUACACGGUUCGAAGUAGUGCAAGCGCCAAGUGCCACGUAUUCGGAUAGUUACGCAGUCAUUGGGGAUGAAAUACCCCUCCCUCUGACAGAACAAAUGGGAAAGGAUGAGGCCGAAGAAGACUCGGAUGCCUUCGUCGAGAACGACGGCCUUGGUGGCAGCAGCGACGAAGACUACCAACCGCGUGGAAGAAGACGAGUUUCAGCAAAACGACGACUUCAGAUCCUGCCAAGUAAAUCACGAUUAUCUCAUACGGUUUCAAAAAUUUCAUCUCCUGCAAACAACACAGAAAUGAUAUUUAAGGACGAGAGCGGUCUCCAGAAGCAUAUCAAGCAACAACACACACGCCCUUUUGUCUGCGUUUUCAAUUUCGCCGGCUGUGAUUCGACAUUCGCAAGCAAGAACGAAUGGAAACGUCAUGUAACCAGUCAACAUCUCUUACUUAACUACUGGCUAUGUCAAGAGGACGCCUGCUCGAAGUUACCGAACAGUGUACCCUCGUUAGAUCAUCAUGCCUCUUUGCCCAACGGUGCCAUCUUCAACCGCAAAGAUCUCUAUACGCAGCAUUAUCGGCGCAUGCAUAUUCCACAGCCCAUCAAGAAACAAGUCAAAGAGAAGAAAACGAUUCCUGAAUGGGAAGAUCGCGUUCGUUCGCGUCAAGAAAAGGCACACAGAUUACGAUGUCAUUUACCUGACUACAUGCGAUGUCCAGCAAUCGGUUGUGUUGCUGAGUUCAGCGGCCCCAAUUCUUGGGAUGAGCGGAUGGAACACGUCUCGAAGCACUUGGCAAAGGCCGCUCAGGGACUCGAGCCUUCAAUACUUUUUGGGGGUGAAAAUGACCCUACGUUAACGACGUGGGCGUUUCUGAACGGCGUUAUCAAGCAGCGAGAAGACACGACAGGCAUGUGGUGCUUGCAUAAUCCUCUCUGGCCUAAAAGAGCCGAGAAUGUCGAAAUCGAGCCGGGAGUUGAGUCCAGCAAAUCCCAGUCUGUACCUGCGCCAUCGACAGCGACAGAGAGUGCCACUGAGCUGAGAAAAUCAGAACGUUAUUCGCCCACGGAUAUUAUGGAUUCGCCUGAGCAGGACACCAACAUAACGGCUUCCAGUUCCUCUCAGCCUGGUGGUACUGGCACCACAGAGACACCAGCCAAUUGCAGGGAGGAUGAGUCAAGUGAAUUGAAAGAACGAAAUCAUCAAAAGAACAAAAAGGCUCUAGAAAGGUUCAUGAUAUGGUUCAAUUCCCGGCUGCAAGCCAAGGUCUCGUUGAUUCUGGCUCAAGCUGAUCAGAGUAACGGCUCAUCCCAGCAGCAAGCCUCGGGGCAAUCAGGCCAUACAAGGAGUACCAUGUCUAAUGGUGGCUCUUCACAACAGAACUCCAACAGCAAUCGCAAGCGCAAAGACAGGCAGGGUGACGACUCUGGUGAUGGAGCCAAUGGAGAAGGGGACGGGGACGGGGACGGGGACGGGGACGAUGAGGAUAGAUUGGGCCAUCCUAGCAAGAGAAGCAAAACAGGCCAUCGAGAGCAGAGGUUUGCAUGUCCAUUCUUCAAGCACGACGCACGGUGGGAACAUAUAUAUCGUCGCCACAAGGCACCGGAUCAUCGAUGCAACCGGUGUCAAAGUGUUUUCGACUCGAACCAGUCGCUGUGUGAUCAUGAGAGAAACGAGGAGGCGUGCACACUCCGUGAUGUUGCGACACGCGACGAAGUCAAUAAGGACACGCUCAAGAAGCUCAAAUCAAGGGCCCGAGUAUCAGACGCAUCCGAGGAGGCACGAUGGCGCACCAUGUAUCAGACAAUCUUCCCUGAGGAUAUCAUAGUCCCUAGCCCUUAUUACGAACGAACCGAUACUCAGCACCACGACCUACAAGACUUCUGCCGCCACAUCUCUCAGACGCUACCUGGCCGACUAUACGGCGAGCUGGACUCGCUGCUUGGAACCGACAGACCAGCAAAUCUUCGUAAUCGCCUCCCAAAUAUCGUGCAAUCCCUAGUUCGUCAACUGUACCGCGAUUUCCAGUCACCUAAUAACUCAACAAACAUGCCAACCACGAUCUCUGAGCCAACAGACGUCGAGCUGGUGUCGGGGCCAGUGAGGACCACCAACGAGCAGCAAAGCUCCUUGGUGCAGGCGGUGGAGAACGAGCCAAAUGACCAGGACCCUAUGCUCUCUUCUUUGCAGCCACCCUUUUUACUUGACUUCGACUUUCCUAUGGAAAGCUUGACGGAUGUCACUUGGGAUCUUGACCCUACGGUCCCCGGAUAUGAUGUCCCACUCGCAGAGAAGUGGUCGGACUCUGGAUACGGGUCCUGGCUUGGGUCCGGCUCGACGGAUCAAAGCUCGUCGAAGCCGUGGUCAUAG
Neoarthrinium moseri is the source of this 2682-nucleotide messenger RNA. RefSeq lists its product as uncharacterized. Lineage: Eukaryota; Fungi; Ascomycota; Sordariomycetes; Amphisphaeriales; Apiosporaceae. The record is from RefSeq and is a predicted model, not a curated record. The coding region runs from base 1 to 2682 and encodes 893 amino acids. The transcript has 4 exons. Gene Ontology annotation, molecular function: DNA-binding transcription factor activity.